This is a messenger RNA of Salvia hispanica, 619 nucleotides long. Its product is annotated as protein VERNALIZATION 3-like. NCBI's taxonomy places the organism in Eukaryota, Viridiplantae, Streptophyta, Magnoliopsida, Lamiales, Lamiaceae. The record is from RefSeq and is a predicted model, not a curated record.
UAAAUAUAUGGCAAGAGAGAGAAGGCAAGCGCUAGCGGUGAGCAGCGUUGUCGGAGAUGUUUUGGAGCCCUUUACACCGACAGCCGACCUUCGAGCUUACACCGAAGGCAAGAUCAUCAUCAGCGGCUGUCGUUUGAGACCAUCCCAGGUUCGUGACCGCCCUAGGGUUCUUAUUGGAGGUCCUAAUGAUUUUCGAACAUUCUAUACUCUUAUAAUGGUCGAUGCUGAUGCUCCAAGCCCCAGCAACCCACACCUUAAGGAGUACUUGCACUGGUUGGUUACUGACAUCCCAGGAAACACAGAUGCUAGCUUCGGAAGGGAAAUAGUGAGCUACGAGAGUCCUCAGCCGGCGGUGGGAAUCCACCGGCUUGUUAUGGUGCUUUUCCGGCAGCAGGGCGGCCGCCAAGCAGUUGGCGCACCGGUGCGGCGGCAGAAUUUCAACACCAGAGAGUUUUGUGAGCUCCAUAACUUCGUUACUCCCGUGGCAGCCUUGUAUUAUAAUUGCCAUAGGGAAAAUGGCACAGGCGGCCGCAGAGUCUAAAAUUGUUCCAAUUAUUAAUGUUUAAGUCAUCUCGGAUGUGUAAAAUAAAAGAUCUGUUUUUUUUAAGGCCAAUUAAUA